AUGGCAGCUGAACUGGUCAAUGUGAAUGAGUUUCAAGAACUGGCAAGGCAAGCCCUUCCCAAGAUGUACUAUGAUUUCUACAGUGGGGGAGCUGAGGACCAACACACACUGAGGGAAAAUGUGGAAGCAUUUCAUAGAAUCAUCAUUCGACCAAGAAUUCUUGUAGAUGUUAGGAGAAUAGAUAUGUCAACUACAAUAUUGGGGUACCAUACUUCAGCACCCAUCAUGAUUGCUCCAACUGCAAUGCAUAAGUUGGCGCACCCUGAAGGGGAGGUCGCAACAGCCAGAGCAGCAGCUGCUUGUAACACCAUAAUGGCAUUGUCCUUUACGUCUACCUGCACCGUGGAGGAGGUGUACAAAAGACGUGAUAUAUCAGCUCUGAUGGUACAAAGAGCUGAAAAGAAUGGGUUCAAGGCUAUUAUUCUUACUGUUGAUACUCCUAGACUAGGUCGAAGGGAAGCAGACAUCAAGAACAAAAUGAUUGUACCCCGGCUGAAGAAUUUGGAAGGUCUCUUGUUAGCUGAAGUUGUCAGUGAUAAGGGUUCCAAUCUUGAAGCUUUUGCAUCGCAGACUCAAGAUGCUUCCUUGUGUUGGAAGGAUAUAGCAUGGUUAAAAUCCAUUACAAACUUGCCGAUUUUGAUCAAGGGAGUACUCACUCGUGAGGAUGCUAUAAAGUCUCUGGAAGUAGGAGUUGCAGGAAUUGUUGUCUCUAAUCAUGGAGCUCGCCAGCUAGAUUAUGUUCCAGCCAGUAUUACUGCUCUAGAAGAGGUGGUUCUUGCUGUUCAAGGGAAAAUCCCCAUUCUCUUUGAUGGAGGAGUGAGGCGGGGAACAGAUAUCUUCAAGGCCUUGGCUCUUGGCGCACAAGCCAUUCUGAUAGGACGACCCAUUAUCUAUGGGUUGGCAGCAAAGGGAGAAUAUGGAGUCAGGCGAGUCAUUGAAAUGCUGAAGGAUGAGCUUGAGCUCACCAUGGCCCUUUCUGGUUGCUGUACUCUCAAGGAUAUAAGCAGAAGCCAUGUGAGGACAGAGCACGAGAGACGUCAAUGUAGGCUCUAG
Messenger RNA from Ilex paraguariensis (yerba mate), 1053 nucleotides. NCBI's taxonomy places the organism in Eukaryota, Viridiplantae, Streptophyta, Magnoliopsida, Aquifoliales, Aquifoliaceae. The record is from the annotation of a GenBank genome assembly.